This is a messenger RNA of Cyprinodon variegatus (sheepshead minnow), 2604 nucleotides long. RefSeq names its product sorting nexin-18-like. Lineage: Eukaryota; Metazoa; Chordata; Actinopteri; Cyprinodontiformes; Cyprinodontidae. The transcript is spliced from 5 exons. Gene Ontology annotation, cellular component: cytoplasmic vesicle; plasma membrane. The coding region runs from base 191 to 1972 and encodes 593 amino acids. Gene Ontology annotation, biological process: endosomal transport; cleavage furrow formation; endocytosis. The record is from RefSeq and is a predicted model, not a curated record. Gene Ontology annotation, molecular function: phosphatidylinositol binding; protein binding.
CCUCAGCCCGCUACGUGUUGAGCCUGGAGCCUUUAAGCAGCCCAGCAUCCCAGAGGAACUUCUAUAUGCAGGAAACGCUCCACUUUCUCAGCAGAGACAGGUUUGUCAGCUCUCAACUUCAAUGGAGUGUUUUCCACUCGAAGAAAACACAUUUAAUAUCUGAGCAGGCCUGAGAUCUGCGUGGAAAUAGAUGAUAUAUGAACCCACGGAGAGCCGCGCAGAAGGAGAGAGGAAGAGGGGAGGAAGAUAUUUUAACUUUGCAAACCUUAAAGAUCUUAGAUCAGAAGAUAAAAUGAGUAAAUCUGAAGCAAUGACGUUGAAAGCCAGAGUGUUGUAUGAUUUCCACGCGGAAAACCCAGGAGAGAUUUCCAUAGCAGAGAAUGAGUUGGUGACUCUGUUCAGUGAGGAGGAGCUGGAGGGCUGGUUGGAGGGGGAAAACAGCCGGGGUGAGGUUGGCCUUUUCCCUGCCUCCUAUGUUGACAUCAUCAGGGACCAAAUCACUUCCAGCACAAGCAACAACGGCUUCUCCUCCCCCAAGACCAUAACCCAGUCCCCCAGCCACAGCUCGUACGCGUCGCCUGACCCCCACUCGCAGAGGAAGUUCAAGGUCGGCAGUGGUGGAGGAAGCAGCUUCAACACCAGCCAGGGCAGCGAUGACGACUGGGAUGAUGACUGGGAUGAAAGCUCUCCUGCUCAGUAUGAGCCUCAGGGUUUCGGGACCAGCCCUCCAUCGUACCCGGUCACUACCUCCCUGCCCAGCCGGGGGAGCGGCCAACAGCAGCAGCAGGCGAAGAGCUCGGCAACAGUGGGGAGGAACCUCAACAGGUUCUCUACCUUUGUCAAGUCCGGAGGGGAAGCCUUCCUGCUUGGGGAGGCCGCUGCUUUUGUCAAAGACGGGGACAGGAUCUGCGUGGUGAUGGGGAAGUAUGGACCGGAGUGGCAGGAGGACCCUUAUCCAUUCACAUGCACAAUUGACGACCCCACCAAGCAGACCAAGUUCAAAGGCAUGAAGAGCUACAUGUCUUAUGGUCUUACCCCAACGCACACAAAUGUACAAGUCAACCGCAGGUAUAAACAUUUUGACUGGCUCUACGCGCGGCUCGUCGAGCGUUUCCCUGUCAUCUCAGUGCCCCACUUGCCAGAAAAGCAAGCUACCGGCCGCUUUGAGGAGGACUUUAUCUCUAAGAGGAGGAAGGGCCUGAUCUGGUGGAUGAACCACAUGACAAGUCACCCCGUCCUGGCCCACUGCGACGUCUUCCAGCACUUCCUAACAUGCGGAGCGGACGAGAAAGCCUGGAAAAUGGGCAAAAGGAAGGCAGAGAGGGACGACUUGGUCGGGGCAAACUUCUUCCUGACGAUCAGCACACCAGUCGUCCCUCUGGACCUGCAGGAAGUCGAGAACAAGAUUGAAGGCUUUAAGAGCUUCACUAAGAAAAUGGACGAGAACAUUGUCGUGGUGAACACGUCCAUCAAUGAGUUUGCCCGCAAACAGAUAACGGGCUUCAAGAAGGAGUACCAGAAGGUGGGGCAGUCCUUCAAGCAUCUGGCGCAGGCGUUUGAGCUGGAUCAGCAGGUCUACUCGGCAGGCCUUAACAGGGCCAUCUCUUACACCGGCGAAGCCUAUGAGGCCAUAGGGGAGUAUUUUGCAGAGCAGCCACGCCAGGACCUGGAACCAAUUUCUGAUCUGCUGGACCUUUACAGAGGACAUCUGUCCAACUUUCCUGACAUCAUCCAUGUGCAGAAAGGUGCGCUAACCAAGGUAAGAGAUUGCCCAAAGCUGGAGGGUGAGCUGCAUGACCGAUGCAACAUCAUAUCCUGCGCCACGCUAGCGGAAAUCCAGCACUUCCACCGCACGCGCGUGCGGGACUUCCGUUCGCAGAUGCAGCACCAUCUGCACCAGCAGAUCAGCUUCUUCCAGAAAAUCACCGCCAAGCUAGAGGAUGCCUUGAAGAAAUACGACGAUGAGCAAUAACACAGGAAAGCACCAGCCAAACGGAGGGGGAGAAGAAACACAUGAGUAAAGAAUCAAAGGAUUCAUGACUCCAUCUUUUACUAACAUCUUUAAAUCUUUUAAAAGAGAAAAAAAAUUAAAGAUGUUGUGAUGGAUCUUUCAUCUGGCAUGUUGGGAGAUGUAAAAACAGACAACUUUUUGUCUGAAGCGAUGAUGAGUGUACCAGCAAUGGGGAUUUUCUGAAUACUCCAUGCAACAUUUAAAGCAGCUCUGUGUGCUGGGGCCUGCUGUUUGAAUCAUGCUUUCUGGGUCAUGUCACUGACUCCUCUGUUUCUUUCUGAAGGAAUGUGGGUUUUAACUUAACAUAAAUAUGGACAAAAGACUUCUCAAACUGCAUACAUCUAAACCUAAGUUAACAUUUCUGAUAAUUAUUCAAUGUUUUACUUGAAUAACCCCCUCAGUAUUGUUUGAAUGUUUAAUUUGAAGAAAUUUUCACUGUGGAAAGUGACAAAGAGGGCAUGAUCUGUUCCUUCAUUCCAUUUUGUAAAAAUAAAAUAAAACCUAUUAUCAAUUUUACUUUAAAAUCUUGGACAACUCAGAUACUGUGUUUCACAGUAAUCUGAUGAUGUGCUCUGCUUACUCUUGUCGUCUAC